UCGGGUGUUCGUUACUUUAUCAUACGUUCCAGCACCAUGCAGAACAUAUUCAUUUCAGUUCGGGUCGGUGCCUGGGCAACUACGCGCCAAAACGAUGACAAACUGGACGAGGCGUUUCGCAAAAGCCGAGAAGUCCGCCUCCUGUAUUCGGUGACCGGCAGCAACGCGUUUCAGGGCUAUGCCGUUAUGCGAACACCUAUCGGCAGGUUCGGGCGGCCUGUCGUAUGGGAGAACGGCAAGCAAUUUGGAAAUCCGUUUGGGGUCGAUUGGCGCGUCCUCUUCGAGCUUCCGCAUAGCGAGACGGAACACAUCCGUAACCCCUACAACGAGAACAAGCCUGUCCACAUCGCCCGGGACGGUACGGAGCUGCCGCAGGAGCAGGGCGAUCUUGUG
Volvox carteri f. nagariensis is the source of this 393-nucleotide messenger RNA. RefSeq lists its product as uncharacterized. The record is from RefSeq and is a predicted model, not a curated record. The annotation marks the transcript as partial. Gene Ontology annotation, cellular component: nucleoplasm. The transcript has a single exon. Gene Ontology annotation, biological process: regulation of mRNA splicing, via spliceosome; mRNA splicing, via spliceosome. NCBI's taxonomy places the organism in Eukaryota, Viridiplantae, Chlorophyta, Chlorophyceae, Chlamydomonadales, Volvocaceae. Gene Ontology annotation, molecular function: mRNA binding; N6-methyladenosine-containing RNA reader activity.